Molecule: messenger RNA, 774 nt
Organism: Aaosphaeria arxii CBS 175.79
Lineage: Eukaryota; Fungi; Ascomycota; Dothideomycetes; Pleosporales
Exons: 1
Coding region: 65-481 (138 amino acids)
Source: RefSeq, a predicted model, not a curated record
CUUGUCUGUACAUACCUACUCCGUACACAGAUACAGCAUACACUUACAGUAGUGGGUAGUGUGUAUGCACCAGUCUCCACUACUCCACUCCGACCCAUCCCAUGUCGUCCCUACAAUACAGUACGCCGCUCGCGCGCAGGUAGGACGUGCAGCCCAUGCCCUGCCCUGCCAUGCCAUGCCAUGCUUCCCGCGGCUGCACUCGACCGUCUGGGACGCCCGCCUAGCUUUGGCCUUUGGCCUCUGGCUUUUGGCUUUGUCAAAGAACGAUCAGCCGAACGAGGCCAGCAUCUAUGCACCUAUGUUCUGUCCGAAGCGCGACCCUUCCCCGUCCCUUUCCCUUCCACCCUUCCACCCUUCCAACCUUCUAUUCCCUUCUCCCCUGUCCUUGUCGGCCUUCUAUGCUUCCCAUCUUCCGGGGCACUCGCUGGCCCCGUGUCAUGGCUGUCAUCCACCAUCUGCAGGUGUAGACAGGGGUGCUUAAGAGAAGAUCUGUGAGCAGAAAUCGUAACGAACGAUCGAGGUUAUUACUGGAGGAUCUCCGCCGAGCUGCUCAGAGCUCCUCUUUCUGCCCUCCUACGUUGAGUGUUGGUGUGCUGUUGCUGUCGCGCUGCUGUGGGUGCUGUAACCGCUCAUCACAAACGCCCGCAUUCGCCUCGUAGUCAUCAUCUCGACCUUGACAUCUCCACCAACUUCUUUUCACCCUCACCAACAUCGAUUCUCGAAAUCUCGAAAUCUCUCCGCCUGCGCCCUGCGCCGUGGCUACGCCUAGAGACC